AUGGCAGAGGGCAACGGGAACGGGGUGACCGGCUUCUUCCCGAAGGGACCGUCAGACUGGCCGGAGGUGCGAUUCGAGGCCUUCGACACUGUCUACUCGGCCACGUUCCUGGGCAGCGGUGCCUUUCUCCUCACCCUUCGCGCUGACCACCGUCUUCACACGCCCAUGUACUUCUUCCUCGUCAACAUUUCAUUGCUGGACGUCUCCCGCUUAACGGCCACGAUCUAUUUCCUGGUGUCCCCGGAGCGGAUGGAUGUCUUCCUCCUGGAAGUCACGGCCUCUAAGCAUCGCUUGGCCAUCCUCCUCCCUCUCCGCUACAGUGUUCUCAUGGACGGGGAUGUGUGCGCUUCGCUGGCAGCAGGGGCCUGGUCGGCCUGCUUCCUCAUCUCACCCCUGCACGUGCCCUUCGCCUUUACGCUGACCGUCUGCGGCUCCAACCAGAGUCGCUCGGCCGAGGGGAAGCGCCGAGCCUGGUUCACCUGCACCUCCUGCCUGCUGGCCGUUGGCCACUUCUACGGCCCCGCCAUCUUUAGCUACAUCCGGCCGUCUUCCGGUCACUCUUAUGGAAGUGACGGGCUCAUGGCAUGCUUUAUGGCGUUCUCAACCCCCUCGUCGACAGCCUGA
Molecule: messenger RNA, 624 nt
Organism: Tachyglossus aculeatus (Australian echidna)
Lineage: Eukaryota; Metazoa; Chordata; Mammalia; Monotremata; Tachyglossidae
Product: olfactory receptor 1044-like
Exons: 3
Coding region: 1-624 (207 amino acids)
Biological process (GO): G protein-coupled receptor signaling pathway
Cellular component (GO): membrane
Molecular function (GO): olfactory receptor activity
Source: RefSeq, a predicted model, not a curated record